This is a messenger RNA of Peromyscus eremicus (cactus mouse), 2989 nucleotides long. RefSeq names its product chromodomain helicase DNA binding protein 1 like (gene Chd1l). Gene Ontology annotation, cellular component: nucleus. The transcript has 23 exons. Gene Ontology annotation, biological process: chromatin remodeling; DNA repair. NCBI's taxonomy places the organism in Eukaryota, Metazoa, Chordata, Mammalia, Rodentia, Cricetidae. The record is from RefSeq and is a predicted model, not a curated record. The coding region runs from base 21 to 2717 and encodes 898 amino acids. Gene Ontology annotation, molecular function: ATP-dependent chromatin remodeler activity; ATP binding; DNA helicase activity.
CGGGCGGAGCCUGUCCGGGGAUGGCGGGUGACUUGCCGCGCUUCCUGCGAGCGCUGCCGGCCGAGAGCGGACCCGAGGCGGUGCGGACGCGGGUGCAGGAGCAGGACUUACAGCAGUGGGGCCUGACGGGGGUUCAUCUACGCUCUUAUCAACUGGAGGGAGUCAAUUGGCUAGCCCAGUGCUUCCAUUACCAAAAUGGCUGUAUCCUGGGGGAUGAGAUGGGCCUGGGGAAGACCUGCCAGACUAUCGCUCUUCUCGUUUACUUGGUGGGAAGGCUGAACGAUGAAGGGCCCUUUCUGAUUCUUUGUCCCUUGUCUGUUUUGAGCAACUGGAAAGAAGAGAUGGAGAGAUUUGCUCCAGGUCUUUCCUGUGUGACAUACACGGGUGACAAGGAAGAAAGAGCCCGCCUUCAGCAAGACCUACAACAGGGGACUGGCUUUCACGUGCUGCUGACUACCUACGAGAUUUGCUUGAAGGAUGCCUCAUUUCUAAAAUCCUUCUCUUGGAGUGUUCUUGCUGUGGACGAAGCUCAUAGAUUGAAAAACCAGAACUCCCUGCUGCACAGGACACUUUCAGAGUUCUCAGCGGUCUUCCGUGUCCUGCUCACCGGAACUCCCAUCCAGAACAACCUCCAGGAGCUGUACUCCCUCCUCAGUGUUGUAGAGCCCGAUCUCUUCUGCAGGGAGCAAGUGGAGGAUUUUGUGCAGCGUUACCAGGACAUUGCAAAGGAGUCCAAAUCAGCAAGUGAGCUGCACAGACUCUUGCAGCCAUUUCUGCUGAGGCGGGUGAAAGCUCAGGUAGCCACAGAGCUUCCCAAGAAGACAGAGGUGGUGAUAUACCACGGCAUGUCAGCACUACAGAAGAAGUACUACAAGGCCAUCCUGAUGAAAGACCUAGAUGCGUUUGAGAAUGAGACCGCCAAGAGGGUCACCCUCCAGAACAUCCUCACGCAGCUUCGGAAGUGUGUGGACCACCCGUAUCUGUUUGACGGUGUGGAACCAGAGCCCUUUGAAGUCGGAGAGCACCUGAUCGAGGCCAGUGGGAAACUUCACCUGCUGGACAGGCUGCUGGCAUUUCUAUACUCCGGGGGCCAUCGGGUUUUACUUUUCUCUCAAAUGACCCAGAUGUUGGAUAUUCUGCAAGACUAUAUGGAUUACAGAGGCUACAGCUACGAGCGUGUGGAUGGCUCCGUGAGAGGAGAAGAGAGGCACCUGGCCAUUAAGAACUUUGGGAAGCAGCCCAUUUUUGUUUUUCUCCUGAGCACCCGAGCAGGUGGAGUGGGCAUGAACUUGACAGCAGCAGAUACCGUUAUUUUUGUUGACAGUGACUUUAAUCCUCAGAAUGACUUGCAGGCGGCUGCCAGAGCUCACCGAAUUGGCCAGAACAAGUCUGUUAAAGUCAUUCGUUUGAUCGGCCGAGACACUGUGGAAGAAAUCGUGUACAGGAAGGCAGCCUCCAAACUGCAGCUGACCAACAUGGUCAUGGAAGGCGGCCAUUUCACCCUCGGGGCCCAGAGACCGUCCGCUGAGGCUGACUUCCAGUUGAGUGAGAUACUUAAAUUCGGCUUGGAUAAACUACUGUCCUCUGAGGGGAGCACCGUGGAUGAAGUAGACCUGGAGUCCAUCCUGGGAGAAACCAGAGAUGGCCAGUGGGUCUCUGAUGCUUUGCCUGCAGCAACAGCAGCAGCAGCAGCAGCAGGAGGAAGCGGAGAACAGGAAGAAGGAAAAGACCAUAUGUACUUAUUUGAAGGUAAAGAUUAUUCUAAAGAGCCCAGCAAGGAAGACAGAAAGUCAUUUGAACAGCUGGUGAAUCUUCAGAAAACUCUUCUAGAGAAACCGAGUCACGGGGGCCGCUCCCUCCGAAAUAAAGGCAGCGUUCUAAUCCCAGGCCUGGCAGAAGGGCCCAUCAAAAGGAAGAAGAUUCUGAGCCCGGAAGAGCUGGAGGACAGACAGAAGAAAAGACAGGAGGCAGCAGCCAAGAGAAAGAGACUAAUGGAAGAGAGGAAGGCGGCAAAGGAGGAGGCCGAACACAGGAAGAAGAUGGCCUGGUGGGAAGCCAACAGCUACCAGUCCUGCUGCCUGCCCUCGGAGGACAGCGAGCUCGAGGACCUUGAGGAUGGAGAAGAUGAAACUUCUGGAGAGCUAGAUGCUGAAGACCUAGACUCAACCUCCAUCAAGUAUGUUAGCGGUGACGUCACCCACCCACAGGCUGGCGCAGAGGAUGCCGUCAUUGUGCACUGUGUAGAUGAUUCUGGCCGCUGGGGCAGAGGUGGCUUAUUCACAGCUCUGGAAGCACGGUCAGCCGAGCCAAGGAAAGUAUAUGAGCUGGCUGGGAAAAUGAAAGACUUGAGUUUGGGAGGUGUCCUUUUAUUUCCUAUUGAUGAUAAAGAGUCACGAGGCAAAGGACAAGAUUUGUUGGCCUUGAUGGUGGCUCAGCACCGCGAUCGCUCCAAUGUCCUGUCUGGCAUUAAGAUGAUGGCCCUAGAAGAGGGCCUCAAGAAGGUGUUUCUAGCAGCAAAGAAGAAGAAAGCAAGUGUUCAUCUUCCACGCAUUGGACAUGCUACAAAGGGUUUUAACUGGUACGGCACUGAAAGACUUAUUCGGAAACAUUUGGCCGCAAGAGGCAUCCCGACUUACAUAUACUACUUUCCUAGAAGCAAGGCUGCUGCCUGCCAUUCACAGUCUGCAUCCCCCUCCUCAGCACCGCUGGUUCCGUAGCAAUCAACCCAGCAUUGGAUCCAGUUUUCAGCAACCAGCUAGUAAAUUCAUGCCCCAGAGUGACUGUUAGUUUUCAGGAAACAAGGCUGUUCUUGGCUGUGUUCCUUAUUCUGGAACCUCUGGGAUAGUCUUUUCUGAAUUCUUAUUUUGUUCCCCUGGAAUUGUUACUGUGAUCCAGUACCUGUAAUACAGGAAUGCACAGCUUAUUUGGGGAAGUCCUUUGACUUCAGAUUGCAUAACUCUGUAUAAUAAUAAAUUUCCUAUCAUUAAUA